AUGGAUUCUAUUGAUGACCUCACUUGCAAAUUAGGAUCUGUGACUUCUGAUUAAUAAACUAAUGACACAUUGAGUCCUAUUAGUCUUAGAAAAAGUGAUAUAUUGAGUGAUUUAAAAAAAACCAUAGAGCAAAAUACUAAAUCUCUCUUUGCCUUGAAGGACUAAAUUUAUCAUUUCUAUGAAACAAUGAGAAACAUGACAAUCAAGGAAAAUUUUAGCUAUUAAAUAGCUUCACUAAUAUUUUUGAGUGAGUACUAGGACAACUCUUCUUAAAAGAUAGAGAACGUUAAAUAAAUACUAUAAGAGUGCACUAAUUUAAAUCUAAAAACUUACUUUAUAAUACUAAAAAAUGACGACCGCAAACCAAAUAACAAAGAGCUUAGACAGCUAGUUAACUAAUUUCCGUGUAGUUUAAGCAUAAUAGAUACUUAAAGUCAAGAUUUAAACUAAGAAUUAUAAACGAUUUCAAAAGAACUAAGAAUAGGAUCCUUUGAUACUAGAUUGUUUGUUCAUAUUUCUACAAACAAAUCUAUGAAAAUCUACUUUAAUGAUCUCAUAAAUUCUUUGUAAAUAUUUGAGAAGGGACUGGGUUAGAAUGAUAAAAUAUAUUGGUCUUCUUGUUAAACAAAUGAAAAGUUUACUACAAUUGAAAUAUAAGAUGAACCAUAGGAUGAGAAGAGAGUCGAAAGAAGAAACAAGCGAAAAUUCAUUCUAUAUGGAUUCAUCUUAUUAGUAGUUCUCACAAUAAUUUGCUAUUUAUUAUAUGUUGUGAUUAUAACAUUUAAGUAAUGA
Molecule: messenger RNA, 792 nt
Organism: Paramecium octaurelia
Lineage: Eukaryota; Ciliophora; Oligohymenophorea; Peniculida; Parameciidae
Source: the annotation of a GenBank genome assembly